Molecule: messenger RNA, 4744 nt
Organism: Lampris incognitus (smalleye Pacific opah)
Lineage: Eukaryota; Metazoa; Chordata; Actinopteri; Lampriformes; Lampridae
Gene: tnika
Product: TRAF2 and NCK interacting kinase a
Exons: 32
Coding region: 422-4354 (1310 amino acids)
Biological process (GO): protein phosphorylation
Molecular function (GO): protein kinase activity; ATP binding
Source: RefSeq, a predicted model, not a curated record
GCUCCGAGACUGGCAGUGAAGCGGCGGCGGACCAUCCCCACCGACCGGAGCGUUCCUCGCCCGUUUGCGUCCUCCGCACACAUGCACCUGGAGCUCGUGAUGUGCCGCGUUUCUGGGCACUAGUUUGUACGCGCGCUCCGGUCCGAGGCACGUCGCCGACGACGGGGGGUGCCGUUAUAUUUGUUAUUUGUAUUUGUCAUCACUGUACAUACAGGAGAGAGAGAGAGAGAGAGAGAGAGGGGGAGAGAGAGAGAGAGGGGGGGCAGCAGCAGCAGCAGCAGUGACCGUGGAGGGAAGACCACAAAACCGUGACAGCAAAGGCCGUCUACCUUUGGCUCGGCUUGCCGCCGGGAUUUACAAGAGCUGAGUUUGGCGUUUUUUUUUGUUUGUUUUUUUUGGAGUUUUUUUUGUUGCCUCCAACAUGGCGAGCGAGUCUCCGGCACGGAGUCUGGACGAGAUAGACCUGUCCGCUCUGAGGGACCCGGCUGGUAUCUUUGAGUUGGUGGAGCUUGUGGGAAAUGGUACCUAUGGACAAGUUUACAAGGGUCGCCAUGUUAAGACGGGGCAGCUGGCAGCCAUCAAGGUCAUGGAUGUCACUGGGGAUGAGGAAGAGGAAAUUAAGGCAGAGAUCAACAUGUUGAAGAAAUACAGUCACCACCGCAACAUUGCCACCUAUUAUGGAGCCUUUAUCAAGAAGAAUCCCCCCGGCGUCGACGACCAGCUAUGGCUGGUGAUGGAGUUCUGUGGAGCCGGCUCGGUGACGGACCUGAUCAAAAACACAAAGGGAAACUCUCUGAAGGAAGAGUGGACCGCCUACAUCUGCAGAGAGAUCCUCAGGGGUCUGACUCACCUCCACCAGCACAAGGUCAUCCACAGAGACAUCAAGGGACAGAACGUCCUGCUGACUGAGAACGCAGAGGUCAAACUAGUGGACUUUGGUGUCUCUGCCCAGUUGGACCGGACAGUAGGAAGAAGGAAUACGUUUAUCGGGACACCAUAUUGGAUGGCGCCCGAGGUCAUUGCAUGUGACGAAAAUCCCGAUGCCACCUAUGACUUCAAGAGUGAUUUGUGGUCACUGGGGAUCACGGCGAUAGAGAUGGCUGAAGGCGCUCCACCACUGUGUGACAUGCAUCCAAUGAGAGCCCUCUUCCUCAUUCCACGCAACCCGGCACCCCGACUCAAGUCUAAGAAAUGGUCAAAGAAGUUUCAAUCGUUCAUAGAGAGCUGUCUGGUGAAGAACCACAGUCAGAGACCCAGCACCGAGCAGCUCCUCAAGCACCCCUUCAUCAGAGACCUGCCUAAUGAGAGACAAGUCCGCAUCCAGCUGAAGGACCACAUCGACCGCACCAAGAAGAAGAGAGGAGAGAGGGAUGAGACUGAGUAUGAAUACAGCGGCAGUGAAGAGGAGGAUGAGGAGAGGGACAUGGGUGAGCCAAGCUCCAUCAUCAACAUCCCCGGAGAGUCAACUCUGAGGCGGGACUUCCUGCGUCUCCAGCUGGCCAAUAAGGAGCGGUCCGAGGCGUUGCGGCGGCAGCAGCUGGAGCAGCAGCAGAAUGAGGAGCACAAGCGCCUACUCCUGGCUGAGAGACAGAAACGCAUUGAGGAGCAGAAGGAGCAGAGGAGGAGGUUGGAGGAGCAUCAGCAGCGGGAGCGGGAGCUGAGGAAACAGCAGGAGAGGGAGCAGAGGAGGCGCUAUGAGGAGAUGGAGCAACUGCGGAGAGAAGAGGAGAGGAGGCACGCUGAGAGAGAACAGGAAUACAAGCGUAAGCAGAUCGAGGAGCAGCGUCAAGCAGAGCGUCUACAGAGGCAGCUCCAGCAGGAGAGAGCCUACCUGGUGUCUCUUCAGCAACAGCAACAACAGCAGCAGCAGCAGCAGCAACAGCAGCAGCAGCAGCAGCAGCAGGAGGGCAGAGUGGUAGACAAGAAACAGCUUUACCACUACAAAGACGCUGUCAACCCUAAUGACAAACCUGCCUGGGCCAAAGAGGUGGAGGAGCGCUCUAAGCUGAACAGACAGAGCUCCCCAGCGCUGCAGCACAAAGUGUCCAACCGUAUCUCCGACCCCUCCCUCCCUCCCCGCUCAGAGUCCUUCAGCAGCGGGGGCAUGCAGCCCGCCCGCACCCCACCCAUCCACCGCUCCAUCGAACCACAGAUGGCCCACCUGGUUCCAGUGAAGACCCACAACUCCAUGUCCGGCUCACAGUCUCUCCAGGACCAGUCGGGCUCAGCUGUUGGGGAAGGGGUCGGUAUGGGCUCACCCCGGCCCGAGAUGCCCCGCCAGAACUCGGACCCCACGUCUGACACGCCUGCGCCUCCACCACGCAUUGCCAGCCGGGACGAACGAGACAGGGACAGAGAGCGAGAGAGAGAGAGGGACAGGACCGCCUGGCUGAGAGAGGAAGACAUCCCACCCAAGGUCCCCACAAGGACCACUUCAAUCUCCCCAGCGCUGGUAAGGAAGAACUCCCCCAACGGAGGAGUAGGCCUGGGCCCUCGCACUGGAUCGCAGCUCAUACGAGCCAGUAACCCAGACCUACGCCGCUCGGAGCUCUCCCUGGAUGCUGUUCUUCAGAGAACCUCCUCCAAUUCCUCCUCGUCCUCUUCCCCUUCAUCACAAGGAGGCUCAACAGAAAGGAGAGGUCAACCUAAGCUGGAAGGAUCUCCUCCAGGAGUCAAUCAGGAGGCAAAGCCAAAACAGGAAGAGGGACGUGAGUCAGCCAGACCCAGCAGACCUGCAGACCUAAGUGCAUUGGCUAAGGAACUCCGAGAGUUGAGGGUGGAGGAGGGCAGCAGACCUCCAGUUAAGGUGACAGACUACUCCUCCUCCAGCGAGGAAUCGGAGAGCAGUGAUGAAGACGGGGAGACAGUGGGGCAUGAUGGGACUGUUGCUGUCAGCGACAUCCCACGCAUAAUGCCAGCAGUGCAGAGCAGUGUUGAGUCUUAUGGAGGGUUGACAGAAGACUCUCUGGAAGAUGCCUAUAACAGCUCCAAGGACAGCACUCUGAUGAUGAGAGAAGCGGAGGAGAGGAGGAGAGGCGGUCACACGGAGAGUAACGGGUUCGGGAACCACAGUAACCAUGGAAACCUGCCAGACCUGGUACAGCAGAGCAACUCCCCGUCGGCCACGCCCACCUCGGCGCUGCAGGAGAUGGCCGACAUGGCCGAGUUUGGUUUGGGUGGGUCUAAAGCGUCCUUCACCCCCUUCGUUGAUCCGCGUGUCUAUCAAACGUCCCCCAGCGAAAAUGAUGAUGACGAGAGCUCUGCCGCAGCGAUGUUUGCCAACGAGCUGCUGAGGCAGGAACAGGCCAGACUAAACGAAGCCAGAAAAAUCUCGGUGGUCAAUGUCAACCCUACAAACAUCAGACCCCACAGUGACACGCCAGAGAUCCGCAAAUACAAAAAACGUUUCAAUUCGGAAAUUCUGUGUGCCGCACUCUGGGGCGUGAACCUGCUGGUGGGGACCGAGAACGGUCUGAUGCUGCUCGACCGAAGCGGACAGGGAAAGGUCUACAACCUAAUCACCAGAAGGCGCUUCCUGCAGAUGGACGUCCUGGAGGGUCUUAACGUGCUGGUCACCAUAUCUGGGAAGAAGAACAAGUUGCGUGUGUACUACUUGUCCUGGCUGAGGAACAGGAUACUGCACAAUGAUCCGGAAGUGGAAAAGAAGCAGGGUUGGAUUACUGUGGGGGAGUUGGAAGGCUGUGUGCACUACAAAGUCGUGAAAUAUGAGAGGAUUAAGUUCUUGGUAAUUGCGCUGAAGAACUCAGUGGAAAUCUACGCCUGGGCUCCCAAACCCUACCACAAGUUUAUGGCCUUCAAGUCGUUCACUGAGUUACAGCACCGUCCUCAGCUGGUCGACCUGACUGUGGAGGAAGGGCAGAGGUUAAAGGUCAUUUACGGGUCCAGCGUGGGUUUCCAUGUCAUUGACGUGGACUCCGGCAACCCUUACGACAUCUACAUCCCCUCCCAUAUCCAGAGCCAAGUAACGCCCCACGCCAUUGUGGUGCUCCCUAAGACGGACGGGAUGGAGAUGUUGCUGUGCUAUGAGGAUGAGGGAGUCUACGUCAACACCUACGGGCGAAUCACCAAGGAUGUGGUGCUACAAUGGGGAGAGAUGCCUACCUCUGUCGCCUAUAUUCAUUCUAACCAGAUCAUGGGCUGGGGGGAGAAAGCCAUAGAGAUCCGCUCGGUGGAGACCGGCCAUCUGGACGGAGUCUUCAUGCACAAGAGGGCCCAGAGACUCAAGUUCCUCUGUGAGCGGAAUGACAAGGUGUUCUUUGCGUCGGUGCGCUCGGGAGGCAGCAGCCAGGUCUUCUUCAUGACACUCAACAGGAACUCCAUGAUGAACUGGUGAAAGCCACGCCCAUUUCCCCCCCCUCUGCCUCACUCCCCCAUUGGCCAGCCCAGCAAUCCAUCUCAGCCUGAGGCUCACUCACACCAAUCAAAUGAACCGGUGGGACUGGAAGGCCCCGAAGUGAACUCUUAACACUGGAGAGACUAGAACACUUGUAGAAAAAUGUCAAAGAUAUCGUAGAAGAAAAACAACAAAGAUAUUAUCUCAAUGAGGAGACAUGUUAAACCCUGGAUAUUGAUUGGUCAAGCAGGAGCCAUCAAUACUCAACUGACUGGCAAACUGGUGCCACUGCUUUCCAAAUAUUCUCCGUCUCCCUGUGUAUCUCUGUCUGUAAGUCUUUCUCUCUCUUUGUCUGUGUCAGGGUCUCUCUCUCUCUCUCUCUCUCUCUCU